Molecule: messenger RNA, 2252 nt
Organism: Coprinopsis cinerea okayama7#130
Lineage: Eukaryota; Fungi; Basidiomycota; Agaricomycetes; Agaricales; Psathyrellaceae
Product: atypical/ABC1/ABC1-B protein kinase
Exons: 4
Coding region: 96-2252 (718 amino acids)
Source: RefSeq, a predicted model, not a curated record
UAUAACUCCACCACCAUUUUUCGCGUUCUGCAACUCUCUUAUUUGGCAGUCCGCCUAAGACCACGAAGGCCUUGCUGAGGCCUCAAGGUUCUGUUAUGCUCCGGAGGACGACACUGGGGUGUCGGUCGUGGCGAUUACCGCAACAUCAACAGCAACAUGGACGGGUUCUGGCGGCAGGAUUUCCGAAUGUUCGACUGCUGAGUGCUCAGCCUGGGUCUGAGGCAGGAGGAAAGAGGUCCGCAGGGUUCGACGGUGCAUCUGGAUCCAAAGGGUCAGGUUACACUGGACCCGCUCCCCGAGGUGGACAUGGCUCGACAUCGAAUUCGUAUUCAACACCACCUGGAGGAAAUGGCAGGUCAAGGCUACACAAGUAUUCGAAGAGGCUGGUUUAUACCGGUUUGGGACUGGCGUCUCUGUAUGCUUGGGACCAUUACUCGAACGCUUCUGCCAUCUUCCGGAAUGUGAGGACGUUAUGGACGUGCCUAGCGAUUACCCUGGACUACAAAAUCAAUUUUACCCCCGAGAAAUCUGACCAGAUCCCUCAGUUGCAUGAACGCGUUGCUGAGCGGGUGUACAACCUCUUGACCUCCAACGGCGGUCUGUACAUCAAGAUUGGCCAAGCCAUUGGAGCGAACGCUGCUGUACUUCCCAAACCCAUGCAAAUCAAGUUUGCAAGUCUAUUCGACGAUGCGCCGCAGGUUCCGUAUAAAGUCGUGGAGGAAGUAAUUAUCAACGAGCUGGGGAAGAAGCCGAGUGGGAGGACAAGAGAGGAGGGCGCGUUUGAGGUGUUCGAUGAGAAGGCCGUCGCGAGUGCGAGUGUUGCGCAGGUUCACAAGGCGAAGACGUGGCCGAGGCGGGUGGUCAAGGAGGUGAAUGGAAAGAUGAUGGAGGUUGAGGAGGAAGGCGAGUGGGUUGCGGUUAAGAUUCAGAAACCAAGUGUCGCGAAGCAGAUGGAGUGGGAUCUUGCGGCAUAUCGAUUUGUGAUGUGGAUGUUUGAGAAUUGGGCGUUUGACUUACCGGUUUAUUUCGUCGUCGACUUCAUUUCGGACCACCUUAGACAAGAGCUGGACUUCGUCAGGGAGGCGAAUAAUGCUCUCCAGACCGCGCAGUUUGUGGAAAAGGAACCCAGUUUGAGGGACAGGGUGCAUAUCCCGAAGGUGUUUCCAGAGUAUUCGAGCAAGAGGGUGUUGACGGCCGAGUGGAUUGACGGUGUACGAUUGAGCGACAAGGCUGGGAUCUAUAGGCUCAUGGGCGAACACGAACCCGAGUACAAUCCAAUCGCACCACCCGAAAUCGACCCGCUAUCGGCUACAGCGUUGGUCUCCACUGGACCUGCGACGACAUCUCCGACUACGACGACGACUACCGCCUUCCAAUAUCCAGCGAAGCCACUGAAAGGAGGGCUCUCAAGUGUGAUGAAGACCAUGGUGGAGCUCUUUUCGGCGCAGAUGUUUUCGUGGGGUUGGGUCCACUGCGAUCCUCACCCUGGCAAUGUUAUCGUUCGACCGUCACCGGCCGAUCCAACCAAGGCGCAGUUGGUGUUGAUCGACCAUGGCUUGUACGUCCGUGUCCCGGAGGAUUUCAAGCGCCAAUGGGUACAUCUAUGGCGGUCGAUGCUUUCGGGUGAUUAUCAAGGUGUGAAGAAGGCGGCCGAGUCGUGGGGGAUGGGGUUCCCUGAGUUUUUGGCGAGCUUUACGUUGAUGAAGCCUGUUUCGCUGAAACGAGGUAGGCGGAGGAAGACACCCGAGGAAGAGAUGGAAGAGGAGAGGAAGCGGGAGGAGAGGAGGAAGAUGUCUCAAUAUGAAUUGAGCGUGUUGAUGAAGCAAAAGCUGAAAGAGUUCUUGAUUGACACCGAUAGGAUGCCCAAGGUUUUGAUCUUUUUGAUCAGGAAUAUGAGGAUGGUGCAGGGUAAUAACCAAUCCUUCGGCUCACCUGUUAAUCGUAUCAAGAUCACGGCCGACUGGGCAUCGCGUUCGCAGUUUAAGAAUGCCAACCUUUCGGUCAGGGAGCGUAUCACUGAGUGGUGGCACCACCUCGUUUACCGUUUCAUCAUGUUCACGAUCGACUUCGCCUUCUACAAGAACAAGUUUUUCUUGUGGCUCAACCAGGUCAGGGACAGGUUACUGACGCGUGAUGGGGAGGCGCCGAAAAAGAGGAAAGAGGGCUUUGAGGAGGAGAUGGAGAGGAAUAUGAGAGAUUUUGCGAAGGAUAACUUGGGUCUAGACGUUCCUGCGAGCACUUUUGCUGGCUAG